UCUUCUUCCUUCCUUCCCUCCUUUUUUCCUGCGACGCUCGUUCGCACUCCACCACAGAGCAAGAAAGAGAGAAAGCGGGGCAGAGCCAGAGCGCCGAGGUUUGGGAGUUUUUUGGCGAUGCAUCACACUCGCAAACUUUGACUCCAAACACUCGACAUGCGGCGACUCUGCUGUUUCCUGUCACUGUCCUGCUCCUUCAUCUUCUUCUUCACCUCCCUUCUGCCAGCCGAUGGACAGACAGCAGGAGGAGGAGUGAGAGGAGGGGGAGGAGUAGAGACGAUCCAGGUGAUGUUCACGCCGACCAUCUGCAAGGUGCGCUGUAGCCAAGACCGAUGUGUCAACUACUGCGAGAGAGGCAACGUGACGACACUGUACAGCGGCGGCGAAGGAGGAGGAAGGAGAGACGGCUCUCACGGACCAGGCUUCAGAGUCUUCCUCUGUCCUCUGCUCUGUAAGAACGGCGGAGUCUGUCUGCAGAAGGACCGUUGCCUGUGUUCGCCAAACUUCACCGGGAAGUUCUGCCAGAUCCCCAUCACACCCACAGACUCCUCUGCAGCCUUCUCCACCAAUGAGAUCGUCAAGCCGGUUCUCCUCUCUGCCAUGGCAUCCAAUCAGGAGCUGGUUCGGUCUGAGUUCCUGCUACCGCUAGGACGGGACGCAGAGGCGAUGACUGCUGGAGCCCCCAGCGGGCCCAUGGUGAAGGUCAGAGUUCAGCACCCCCCUGAGGCCAACGUGAAGGUCCACCAGGUGAAGGUGUCUGGAUUCACUCCCACCCUGCGGACGCUCUCUUCCUCCUCCUCCUCCUCAGGGUCAGCAGGUGCUCCGGCUCCUGCUGGCAGCAGAGUCCUGGCCCAGACUGUGAGAGGGGACAGCGUCUACACCCAGCAGUCCGGCUUUAAGUACUGCUUCAGAGAGGUUCAAGACGGACAGUGCAGCUCUCCUCUUCCUGGCCUUCGGAGCAAGGAAAUGUGCUGCAGAGGGAUCGGAAAGGCCUGGGGCAUCGAUGACUGUGUCAUCUGUCCUGAGAUCACAGGUCAGAGCGAUGCCAGCUGUCCAAUUGGGUUUGAGCGAGCCAAUGGAACGCAGUGCGUCGACGUGAAUGAGUGCCUGCAGCCGGGGCUGUGUGAGAACGGCAUCUGUGUGAACACCAGGGGGAGCUAUAGCUGCGUGUGCAGGCUGGGGUUCAUCCUCGACGCCUCACAUGGAAUCUGCAUCUCCCAGAGUGUCAUUUCUGAGGAGAAGGGUCAGUGUUACCGGGUCCUGGGUUCAGGUCUGGGUCCGUCCUCCUGCUCCCUGCCUAUUCUCAAAAGCAUCACCAAGCAGAUCUGCUGCUGCAGCCGGGUCGGCAAAGCCUGGGGACCCGACUGCCAGAGGUGUCCGUACUUCGGUUCAGUGGCCUUUAAGGAGAUCUGUCCCGCUGGUCCUGGUUACCAAUACUCGCCUUCAACUCUUAAAUUCAACCAGAGAGUCAGCGAACCGGAAGGGGGCGGCAGAGCUGUGCUGGUAAACGGCAGCAACAAGGACAACCAGGGUCCUGUUUCAGGGUCCGGGUCUCUACUGAAACCCCCUCCCUCUGGUGGAGCGAGUACCUCCGGUGCCACAGGAGCUGGGACCAGACCCAGUCCUCCCCAACCUAAGCCCCAGCCAGGCACAGGCUUUCCCGCCUCCUCCUCCUCCUCGUCCUCCUCCAGGCCUGUGCAGCCUGGCAGUGCUGGUACCUCGGCCACCCAGGGCAGAACCCGGCCUUCGCAGAGCCGACCUGAUUCAACACAACUGAGACCUCAGCCUCCGUCCGCCGGGAGCCAAGCAGCUGAUCGUUUCUCUUCAGUGUAUCGGGCCGAUCCGCCGCCAUCCAGAGGGGACUCCCUACCCGCUCCGGCCCAGCCGCAGAGCCCCGAGCGUGGGUCGAGACCCAGGGAAGACCUCCCUCUGGAAGCCAGACCGGCUGUGAGCCCGACGCCCCCCAGAGUUCAGACAGUACAAAGCGUGUGUGAGAGCAGGCCGGGUGUGUGUGGCCGUGGCCGCUGUGUGGAUCAGCCAGGUGGGAAACACACCUGUGUGUGUGAUCGGGGCUUCCAGCUCAGCUCGCAGCACACACACUGCCAGGAUGUGAACGAGUGUUUGCAGUCUCCAGCUGUGUGUUCAGUAGGAGAGUGUGUGAACAGCAUUGGAAGCUACAGAUGUGUGUGUCCAUCUGGAUACAGAAGCAACAGCCAGCAGACCAGUUGCCAAGACAUCGACGAGUGCCGGCAGAAUCCCUGUGUUAACGGUCGCUGUGACAACACGGCGGGCAGCUACAGGUGCAUCUGUCGGCUUGGUUACAGGCUCGUUGGCAACACCUGCACAGAUGUGGAUGAGUGUGCCGACCCUCUGCAGUGUCCGGGUCAGGAGUGUGUGAACGCUCCGGGCUCGUACCGCUGUGUUUCCUGCCCGCCGGGACACGGACUGCUCAACAACGUCUGCAGAGACGUUGACGAGUGUCGUCAGAAUCCCUGCUCCAACGGCCGCUGUGAAAACACGCCGGGGAGCUACCACUGUGUCUGUCACCAUGGUUACAAGCCCCAGAACAACACCUGCACAGACGUGGAUGAGUGUGCAGAGCCAUCUCAGUGUCCUGGGCAGAUGUGUGUGAACUCUGUGGGCUCGUACAGAUGUGUUUCCUGCAGAGCAGGAUUCAGACUGACCGACAGACAGUGCACAGAUAUAAACGAGUGUGAGGACGGCGACUCCUGUCCCGGUCAGCGGUGCGUGAACACUGAAGGCUCCUACAGGUGUGUGGACUGUCGGCAGGGAUACCACAGCGUGGAUGGAGUGUGUACAGACAUAGACGAGUGUGCGAGCGGCAGGGUGUGUGAGGCAGAACGGGUCUGUGUGAACACCGUCGGCUCGUUCAGGUGCGACUGUGCGCCCGGGUAUCGAACCUCCAGCCUGGGAAGGCAGUGCAGAGACAUUAACGAGUGUUUGGAGGGAGAUUUCUGUUUCUCCAGAGGAGAGUGUGUGAACACGCCUGGAUCCUACACGUGUGUGUGCUCGCAGGGAUUCACGCUGACUGAGAACCGGACGGCCUGCCUCGACGUGGACGAGUGUGUUAAGGCGGGGGUGUGUUCGGACGGUCGCUGUGUGAACACCGAAGGCUCGUUCCAGUGCGACUGUCAAAUUGGCUUCACCACCAACCCCGAGGGGACUGCCUGCCUUGAUGUUGAUGAAUGCGUCUUGUCCGGUGGUUCUAUUUGCGGGUCACAGCGAUGUGAGAACACCAUUGGUUCCUACAGCUGCCUCACUAACUGUGAGCCAGGCUACCAGGUGAACCACGCUGGGAUCUGUGAAGAUAUUAAUGAAUGUGGCAACACGACAGUGUGCGGCGCAAACGCCUACUGUCAGAAUCUGUUUGGAACUUACCGCUGCAUUUGUGACCAAGGCUUCACCUCCUCCGCCGAUGGAAAGACCUGUGUGGAUGUGAAUGAGUGUGUGUCUCUGCCGGGUGUGUGUGGCUCAGCUCGUUGUGAGAACGUGGAGGGGUCCUUCAUGUGUGAAUGUGACCAGGCAGGUCACAGCUACGACACGGCGGCCAGACGGUGCGUCCACGCUGCAGCUCUAGAAACAGACAUAGUCCGUGCCCGCCAAUCCUCUACCACCACCUCCUCCUCCGCUUUCCACGCCAGCGUGGUGGAGCUGUCUCCGAUGCUGCCGCCCCUUCCUCAGGCUCGUCCUGGCGAGCUGAGGGAGUGUUAUUACAACCUGGCAGAGCGGGGAACCUGCAGCCUGCUGGCCACCAACACCACCCAGCAGGAGUGCUGCUGCACACUGGGGCAGGGCUGGGGGCUGGGCUGCCAGUACCACCCCUGCCCUACAGCAUACACAGCUGAGUUUCUAACUCUGUGUCCCAGUGGGAAUGGAUAUGUUACAGAAGGACCAGGAGCCUUCAGCUACAGAGAUGUGGAUGAGUGUAAGCGUUUCCAUCCAGAGGUGUGUAAGAACGGCGUGUGUGUCAACAACAUCCCGGGAUACAGCUGCUACUGCUCCAGCGGAUACGUUUACAACAGCACGCUGCUGGAGUGUGUUGAUCAUGAUGAGUGUGAAGAGGAGAGCUGUGUGGGAGGGAUUUGUGUGAACACAGUUGGUUCGUAUUACUGCAGCUGUCAGCCUCCUCUGGUCCUCGACGACACCCAACGAAACUGUGUCAACUCCUCCGACCUCAAUCAGGAUGAGAACCUGUCCAUAUGCUGGCAGCACGUGACGACAGGCCUGGUGUGUCAGAGCGUUCUGAUGGGAGCUCAUAUCACCUUCACAGACUGCUGCUGUCUGUAUGGGCAGGGCUGGGGGUUCAGCUGCGCCCUCUGUCCUGCCCCCGACACAGAGGGGUAUGCCAGUAUGUGCAGUUCGUUCCCUCCUCCGCCUCUUUUCCCGGCGACUUAUCCGGACUCUGAAACGGAAGCAGGUCGAAGACGAGGGAGUGCUUCUCCAAACCUGCCUCCUUAUGGACUCGACUACUUCCCUGUGAUUCCCGGCAGAGACUACGGUCACUCCGACUAUGAUGAUUACUCUCCAGCAGAGGGCAGCAGGUCAGGCUUCAGAGGGAGCCUGCCAGAUGAAACGUAUCGUAGGCCUGAGUACAGCACUGGUUACUACUCCGAGGGAGACUACGGGCCUCCUGACAGCUCCCAGUCCAGACCGCCUCCCUUCCGCAUUCCUCCGGACCCACGAGCUGACAUUGGGCUUGGAGUCCUGCCUCAUCCACCCGACAGUCCUCCUCUCAGCCUGGCCCCGCUGCCUGGAGGGCGCUACGAGGAGACAGAGGAGGAAGGGGAGGACAGGGCGUGGAGGCCGGGGCCGCCCUUCCCUUCUUUCACCGACAGGAGCGGAGGAGGAGGGGUACCGAGGAGGCUGUAUGAGAGGCGUUACGAGUCAUACGCCAGCCUGAGCACAGCUGAGGAUUGUGGGAUCCUGCACGGCUGUGAGAACGGCAGGUGCAUUCGUGUUGCAGAGGGUUACACCUGCGACUGUUACCAAGGAUACGAGCUGGACAUGACCACUAUGACCUGCAUAGAUGUAAAUGAGUGUGAGGACAGCGUCAGGAUUGAGUACCCGUGCGUGAACGCUCGCUGCGUGAACACCGACGGCUCGUACCGCUGCGUCUGCAGGAGAGGAUACGUCAUGUCUCGCAGACCGAACCACUGCGUGGCUGCUUAGAACAGAGUGCGCUGGACUGGGAUCUGUAGGCCAGUGCAGACUGGCUCAGGCUUUUUUAUUCUCCAGAUUAGAUAAACUAGACUUGACCAGGCGAGAAUAGACUGGACACUAAAAGACUCUAGAUUGCACUAAACUGGGCAAAGCUAGACUGGGUUAGCCUGAACAACACAGGGCGACGUCUGAUUAGAGAGCAACUCAUCAUCCUGGUUUAGCCUGAACACACUUCACUAAUGCCUCCACAAUCCAGACCUGAAUACACCCUCCAUUUGUUCACCUCACCUGUGUUGCAGGUGGAUUGUGUUUGUUUUUCUUUAACUGGGCAGGUAGUUAUCAGACACGUGGUAGUUUGGUUGGACCUGAGUGGUGAUAAAAGCAACGAUAAAUCAGUGUGUCUGUUAGAGCCCAGUGUGGUUGCUGUAAAACACCUGGUUGCCUCAAAUUGUGUGUAAUUCAGUCAGAGUUCAUACAUAAACAUAAACCUGAGCAGAUCAACGUGUCAUUGUCUCAAACCCCCGUAGGAAGCCAGGACUAUCCUUGGAUGGCCCCAUGGAUGAGUAUUCUUAUUAUACUGCAGUAUUUACUCCAUUUGGACACGCAUCUGUUUCAUCACCUUGUGUGUGUGGAGUGCACAGGACACGGAAAAUUCAGUGACACAUAGCAAGCAAAUAUCACCUAAUAUUAUAAUAACUUUAUAAAGCCUAAAAACACGAGGGUGAAAAAUGUUUCAGGUUUAGAAACUCUGUUUUAGGGAACAAAAGGUUUGGCCUAAAAGGGACCCAUCAUCAUCAUCAUCAUCAUUAUUGUUAUUAUCACUUUCAUCUACAUUUUUAUUCCUGGACUCCACUAGAGUAGCUUUACAUGACACACAGUGGCACAUUAAUCUUCCUCUAAUCGGCACGAGCCGAUUUUGUUUCUGUCUCUUUAAGGCCCCCCUCCCUAUGAGCCCACAUUCUUCUGAUUGGCCAGCUUCUGGAAGCCUGUUGGGAAGCAGCUCCCAGUGAUUCUGGCUUGUACUUCCUUUAUUCUGUUAGCUGACUCACUGUCGAAGCUUUUGUUUCCCUCUAACUCGUCACAGGAAACACAAUUCGUCUUCUUUAAUAUUCAGAUGUUUGUAGCUGAUGUAUGACUCGGUGGUGCAGUCCACUCCACAGUCCUCUAAAGAGUGUGGGAGUUGAAUGUUCCAAUCAGACUAAAGAGUUUAUUAAAGUUUGUAAAGUUAACGACUCGUACCUCCUUGAAGCGUUGUGCCCAGUCUGACCCAGUCUAGCCCUGUUUGACCCCGUUUCAUUUAAAGCACUACACAAGGAACCAAGCUGCGCCCAAAGCCCACCAAUACACUCACUGGUCACUUUAUUAGGUACACCUCUGCGGUAACAGGUUGGACGCCCUUUUUCCUGUUUUAAUUCUUCAUGUCUCAACAUUCCUGUAAGAUUUUGGUUCAUAUUAACCUGACAUCAUCAUGACAUCAUCCCAAAGCUGCUGCAGAUUUGUCAUCUGCAUCCAUGAUGAGAAUCUCCCGUUCCACCACAUCACAAAGGUGAUCCACUGGAAUGAGAUUUUGGGCUGAAACAUUGGUUUCCCUCAAUAUUUGAGUACAGUGAACUCAUCAUCAUGUUCAAGAAACCAGGCUGAGAUAAUCUGAGCUUUGUGACACGGUGUGUUAUCCUGCUAAAAGCAGCCAUCAGAAGAUGGGUUGGACAUGGUCAGCAACAACACUUAGGUAGGCUGUGGGGUUUAAACGAUGCCACCACACCAGCAGCUUCAGAGGUGCUCUUCUUUAUGCACGGCACUGUAACAAGCAGCUGUUUGAGUUAUCGUUGCCUUCAUGUCAUCCUCCUCUGACCUCAACAAGUCAUUUUCUCCCAGAGAACUGCUGCUCACUGGGUAUUUCCUCUUUUUCCGACUGUUCCCUUUAAACACAGAGAUGGUUGGUGGGGAAAUCUGUUACAGCAGUUUCUGAAACACUCAGACCAACAACAACACAUCACCUGUCUUACCCAUUCUGAUGCACAGUUUGAAACUCAGCAGGUCUCCUCGACCACAUCUUUGCACACUGGGUUAAGCCGUGUGAUUGGCUGAUAAGACAUUUGAGCUAACAAGCAGUUAAACAGGUGUACCUAAUAAAGUGAGAGAUGAAUGUAGGUUUUCCAUGACACACUGUCAGGAUGUGGUCAUGUACAGCAAAACAAAAGGACUGAAGUUGUCCUGCAGGUGAAGAAAUGCUUUAUGUAUGUUUGCUUUGUUUAACCAGCAGAUUUGUGAAGUUCAGAUAAGUCUUUACAGACGUAAUCGUCAGCUUUAUUUAUACAGCUAGCUCUGGUGUGCUACAGUAAAAGAAAUUAAAGUAGAACGAUGUGUUCAAUUAAACUGAGAUUAAAAAGGAGUCAAUGUAUUUUACAUAUGCAUUCAUAAAAUGACCAGCCUCAGUUCUUACUUACAGUUCUUACUCUUAUUAGCAUGAGCCUAAAUGCGUGUUAGUGCGCAAAGUUAAAGCUAGUACACUCACUAUGUGCUACAGUCAAAGCUAGCGUAACCUAAAGUUAUGCUAAUUAAAGACUUUAAAUGUUAGCUAUCAAGCACUAGCUAAUAUUUUGUUCUAAAAGUUACUGCAAUAUUUAAAUUAAUAUUCAACACACCUAGUAAGCUUACUAAUGAGCUAUUAGCUUGAAAAAUAUUAAUACAUGUGUGCUCAUUAGCUAUUAGCACACUACUGAAUGAAGAAGCAGGGAGUUUUAGUUUGACGCACUGUUCUACUUCAAAAUAAUUUUCUGUGUAGUCGCAAAAAUACUGACGCAACAGUUUUAGAAGACUGCAUUUAAUUCUUUUAACUGAAUAUUUGUUUAUUUUCUGGCCAUGUUUGCUAGCUAGUGAUCUGUUAGCUGCAGGAUAAUAGGCUAGUUUUUUUUUUCUCUACUAGAUAUCCGGUUGUUCAGUGAUGACGCGACGAAUCCUACUUCCGGGUCUAAAGUAG
Messenger RNA from Maylandia zebra (zebra mbuna), 8161 nucleotides. RefSeq names its product latent transforming growth factor beta binding protein 4 (gene ltbp4). NCBI's taxonomy places the organism in Eukaryota, Metazoa, Chordata, Actinopteri, Cichliformes, Cichlidae. The record is from RefSeq and is a predicted model, not a curated record. Gene Ontology annotation, molecular function: transforming growth factor beta binding; calcium ion binding.